Molecule: messenger RNA, 1030 nt
Organism: Rhinichthys klamathensis goyatoka
Lineage: Eukaryota; Metazoa; Chordata; Actinopteri; Cypriniformes; Leuciscidae
Gene: taco1
Product: translational activator of cytochrome c oxidase 1
Exons: 5
Coding region: 29-850 (273 amino acids)
Cellular component (GO): mitochondrion
Source: RefSeq, a predicted model, not a curated record
UAGAGAAGGAAGGACAGUGUUAGGAGACAUGAUGCUGAGCGCUUUCAGACUGACAGUGAGAGUGUCUUCAGCGGUUCAGAGAGCCUGUCAGUGUUCAGCUAGAGCACUGCACUCGAGCCCUGUGCUCUGGGCAGGACACAACAAAUGGUCCAAAGUGAAGGACAUUAAAAUACCCAAAGAUGCUGCUCGAGCCCGUAUGAUUGCUAAGUUCACCAUGAUGAUUAGGAUUGCAGUCAGAGAGGGAGGACCCAAACCAGAAUUUAAUGUUGCAUUGGCACAACUUCUAGAGCAAUGUCGGAACAAGAAUCUUCCGAAAGCCACCGUAGAAGGAGCUAUAAAAGGAGCCAAGUCAAAACCAGGAGUACAGUGUCUUUAUGAGGCCACAGGACCGGGCGGGUGCACGCUACUCAUUGAGGUUUUGACUGACAACAACACACGAUCCCACAGGGAACUUAAACAUAUCAUGACGAAACAUGGCGGGGCGCUGUGUGAAGGAGCGCGCCGUAACUUUGACAGGAAAGGUAUUGUGGCAGCGUCCAGAGAUGGGAUCUCCUCUGAGAAAGCUCUAGAACUGGCCAUUGAGGCAGGAGCUGAAGAUGUGCAGGAGACGGAGGAUGAGGAGGAGAGACCCAUCCUACAGUUUGUCUGUGACAUGACGUCUAUGAAGGCUGUGCGGAAUGCUCUAGAAAGUCUGGGCAUUCACACACUGUCAGCCGGACUGGAGUUUGUUCCUCACACCCCCUCUCUCCUGACUCAGACUCAGCUAGAGACAGCGUUCACCCUGCUGGAGGCUGUCAAUGACCACCCUGAUGUGGUCCGGGUAUGGGAAAACAUCCACACACAGAACUAGUGUUCACCGUACUGUAAGUCACAGAUAGAUGGACUAAGUAAUGCUCUACAUGCCUUAAGAGCAACUGGAACAAAAAGGACCUGCUUGGCCAAAUUUGAUUGGACUUUACUUGGAUUUAUUGUGUGAUGAUUAAAUGCUUGAUUGACCUUGUUGAUAUAUCUUCAUCAUGGCAAUAAAGAA